Messenger RNA from Linepithema humile (Argentine ant), 3809 nucleotides. RefSeq names its product 4'-phosphopantetheine phosphatase. Gene Ontology annotation, biological process: coenzyme A biosynthetic process. Lineage: Eukaryota; Metazoa; Arthropoda; Insecta; Hymenoptera; Formicidae. Gene Ontology annotation, cellular component: nucleus; cytosol. Gene Ontology annotation, molecular function: ATP binding; pantothenate kinase activity. The record is from RefSeq and is a predicted model, not a curated record.
CUGGUAAACACACGUAAACAGCUGCUCGCUGCAUGCGCGCGCUAUGCUUGAGAAAGAGCGAAAAUUUCUUGAAAUUAUUCGAAUCAGAUGUGAUCAGAUAUUUGUGUCAGUAGCAUAUCAGGCUAUUUAUCUAGCGCUUGAACUGCCUUAGAUCGUCGUGAUGUGAGUACGUUCGCUACUUGCCAAUCGUUAAAUGCGCGUAGACCGUUGAGGUGUCAACUGUAAAACCAAAAGAUCGUCGACCGUAAUACGGAAAUGGCAAUGGAGAUCGACAGCGAGCAAUUACAUCCGCAAUGCAUCAAAUUACCGCCCGCCGUCGAAGUCUUUGCUAAUUUAAAAAAUGCACAAAUAUUCGCCAUAGACAUUGGCUUGUCGUUAACCAAAAUUGCCUAUUAUUCAACAGUUAGUUAUCGUAAGGCGCUUUAUGAAGAUGCAGAAGGUUUGGGAAAUAGCGGAGAACGAGCAUAUAAAGUAUUUGAGGGUAAUAGACUGCACUUUGUUAAGUUUGAGACAAGAUAUAUUGAGAGCUGCUUAGACUUUGUCAAGAAGAAUUUAGUAGAUGUUGACCGAUUUCAUGGCAAAAGUAUUAAAGUAACAGGAGGUGGAGCAUACAAAUAUACCCCAUUGCUACAAGACAAAUUAGGAUUAUUAGUCGACAAGGAAGAUGAGAUAGAUUGUCUGAUAAAGGGUUGCAAUUUCUUACUUAAAAAUAUACCGUGUGAAGCAUUUGAAUAUCAUCGGCAUGCAAAUCCAGAAUAUAAAUUUCAAAAAGCUGGACCUAAUAUAUUUCCAUACUUGCUAGUUAACAUCGGUAGUGGCGUCAGUAUUCUUAAAGUAGAAUCAGAUGAAAUAUUUGAAAGAGUUGGAGGUACAGCAACAGGAGGAGGUACAUUUUGGGGAUUAGGGUCACUACUUACAAAAAGAAAGGGCUUUGAUGAAUUGCUGCAACUUGCAGAACGAGGGGAUCACCGUAAUGUAGAUAUGUUAGUGAAAGAUAUUUAUGGGGGCGAUUAUUCCUCCCAAGGUUUACCAGGAGAGCUUAUUGCAUCAUCUUUUGGCAAGGCAGUGGCUUGUGGACAGCCAAAAUUUUCUGAAGCUGACCUUGCAAGGAGUUUAUUGCUUACUAUUAGCAAUGACAUUGGACACAUAGCUAGCUUAUAUGCAACGGUGCACAAAAUGGACAAAGUAUACUUCGGUGGUUAUUUUCUACGUAACCAUCCGCUAUCAAUGCAUACCAUCUCAUACUCCAUUAAAUAUUGGUCCCAUGGUAAGGUAAAGCCUCUCUUUCUUCGCCAUGAAGGUUACCUUGGCGCAAUCGGAGCAUAUUUAUUCGGCACUGAACAAUCAGACAAGUACAGCUGGUUGGAAAAUUAUGCCGGAUCAUCAGGUUUUAAGGAUUCUGUGUCGACCGAUCUCGGAAUUGAAGUUGAUCAGUUGGAAAUUGAUCAAGCAGAAUAUGCUGUUACAUUCUGUCCACUAUUGAAAGAUCCUGUAUCUUAUAAUCCUGACACUACAGAUCUUGCUCAAGAUAAAGAAGCUAGAGAUUAUUGGUUACAAUGUUUUGAAGAAUCUGUGGAUAAAUUUGUGUCGAGAGCUAUUCAUAGUCAACCACACAGUCCAACAGCAAAGGAUAGAGGAUCGAAACUUAAAGAGAAGUACAUUAACAGAUUACACUACCUCCAAGCACAACCGUUUGCAUAUGGGGCGCUCACAGUUAGAAUAUUACUGGAUACCAUUGAACACUGUAUGAAAGAAUUCGAUUUUCCAGAUCCAUACUUGCAUCAAAAGAGAAGAGAGAACGAAGAAGCAUUGAAGCAUUUACAUGAUCGAAUAACAGCUCUAGAUAAGUUGGAAGGCACAGAGAAGAUAAAAGCUCUGAUUCUUGGCGUUCUCAGUGGCAAUAUAUUUGAUUGGGGUGCAAAAGAUGUUGCAAAACUAUUGGAAACCGAUGAUUUUGGUUUCGAAGAAGCUCAAACAAAAAUUCCAGGUAGACCAUGGCUAGAGGAUAAUUUAGAUGAUUGGAUACAAAGAUUACAAACUGGGCCACCUCAUAAAUGUGCCGCUAUUUUUAUCGAUAACAGCGGUGUAGAUAUUAUUCUUGGAAUUUUGCCAUUUGCACGAGAUUUGUUACAACGAGGAACUAAAGUAUUAUUGUGCGCUAAUUCUUUACCAGCUUUGAAUGAUGUAACAUAUCCCGAAUUGGUCGUAACAUUACGGGAUGCCGCGAAAGUUUGUAAUGUUAUUAAACAGGCUCUAGAAGAUAAUAUGCUUAUUGCGAUGGAAACCGCGCAAGCAGGUCCUUGUUUGGACUUGAGUCGUUUAAAUUUGGAUCUAUGUCUUGCAAUGGUGAAGCACAAUGUAGACCUUAUAGUCAUCGAGGGAAUGGGUAGAACUUUACAUACGAAUUUUCACGCUAAAAUGAAGUGUGAGUGUCUGAAAUUAGCAGUUAUAAAAAAUCGAUGGUUGGCAAUUCGUUUGGGUGGCGAUAUGUAUGCUGUGAUAUGCAAAUACGAACAACCGCCACCAAAUUUUACCCCAACCAAAAUUUACGACAUUGGAAUAAAACCGGAGGCAGCAAAAGACGAUUGCCUAUCGAAAUGUACAGGACAAGCAACGGAACUUUGCAAAUGCGACAAUUCUAGCGAUAGAAAUACUAGUGAAGUAUCCGUAUAAAAUAAGCAAUAUUAUUUGUAGAUUAAAUGUCAGUGAUAAAAAAGAAGAAAAAAGGCAGUCAUGUGCGAAUACGCUUAAAUUAUAGAAACGUGAUUGAUCUGCACUGUCACGAAACAAACAUACAGAAAUAUCAUGUGAUUUGUCAGAUAAUCAUAAUCGUAAUAUAAAAAAUUAUUAAAAUAAUUAUAUUAAAUAAUUAAAUUGCCAUUUAACCAAAUUUGUUUUUUACAUUAUUUACGUCAUUUUUAUAUUGAUACUAUCAGCGAUUACCGUAUGUUUGUUUCAGUUUGUAUUAUUAACUUGUAUUGGCAAGUCGUUAUCAUAUUGUUAGUUUUCUCACAUUUUUUCUCAUAUUUUUAAAAAAUCUCGUAUUAAUAUUUUUAUCCUGCCUUCCAAGUUUCAAUUUUUGAAAUCUAAGUUUUAUGUGAAAAACAAAAUUUUAUAAACUUAUUAACUAUAUGAACUAAGUAAGAGCAUCACUUUUUUACUAUUGAGAUAUUUAUACAUGUUGAAUAAAAUUAGCCAAGUUUCUGAACAGAACAAUCAUAAGAUGUUCUAUGUUUAUAUAAAAUUGUCAUAAUUUUUUCAUCUAGGGGUUAACAAUUUCUAAUCUAAUUCAUUGACUUGAAUGAAUUGAAUUCACUGAUUCAAUUUUCUAAUUUAAUCCAACUGAUCUAAACUUUAAACGUCCACUUAUUAAGUUUAUUUCAUCUUUCACGAAAAUUUGAGAAAUAUUAAUAUCAAUGUAUGUAAACAAAUUUAUCUAAAUUUAAUGCUGAGAUAUAAUUAGACUACAUUAAUGAUUGAUUAAAGACAAUAAAACUAUUUCAUAUAUAAUUUGUAAUUGCUACAAUUAUUAUACAAUUUUUUACUCAUAAGAAAUAUAUGUAUUGCAUAUAUGCAGUAUAUACAGAUAUAAAAUACUGCAUAGUAUAUUUCCUGUGAUACUACUAUUUGUAAAACAAGUUUAAUAUUGCGAAUACUCCUCCAGAAGACUAUAAUUUUUUUAGAGUUCUAAUUAUAAUAAUGCCAGAUAUUUCAUACUGUAUAGUUACAAAUAUUACGUUAAUUUUCUUUUUUAUUAUCUAUUACUAUGGAAAAGCCAAAAAGAAAAUUAUUAUUUUAUAAAUAUAACG